AUGCGUCGUACAUAUAACAUCGCUAUGGUUAGCGACUUCUUCUUCCCGCAGCCAGGAGGAGUCGAGAGCCACAUUUAUCAGCUGUCCACCAAAUUGAUUGACCGUGGCCACAAGGUCAUCAUAAUCACCCACCAAUACCCAGGGAGGACCGGUGUUCGAUAUCUCACCAAUGGUCUCAAGGUGUACCAUGUACCUUUUCUGGUCAUGUACCGCUCGGCCACAUUCCCAACCGUCUUUUCAUUCUUUCCCAUAUUCCGCAACAUUGUCAUUCGUGAGCAAAUCGACAUAGUUCACGGCCAUGCCAGCUUGAGCAGUCUCUGUCACGAGGCAAUUCUUCACGGGCGCACCAUGGGGUUGCGCACCGUCUUCACCGACCACUCGCUCUUUGGAUUCGCUGAUCCAGCCAGCAUUCUUACCAACAAACUGCUAAAAUUCACCCUGAGUGACGUCGACCAUGUCGUGUGCGUGAGCCACACCUGCAAGGAGAACACCGUCCUCCGCGCCUCACUGGAUCCUCUGAUGGUAUCAGUCGUUCCCAACGCCGUUGUGGCUGAGAACUUCAGACCAGUCAACUACACGGCUGCUGGCGAGCAGACAACACCGCCGCCGCCGCCAGGUCCCCAUGACAUGAUUACGAUCGUGGUGAUCUCGCGUCUCUUCUAUAACAAGGGCACAGAUCUUCUCACGGCCGCCAUUCCGCGCAUAUUGGGCAGCCACCCUAACACUCGAUUCAUCAUAGCCGGCGAUGGGCCCAAGUCGAUUGACUUGGAGCAGAUGAUUGAACAGAACGUUUUGCAGGAUCGGGUUGAGAUGCUGGGCCCAGUCCGCCACGAGGACGUGCGCAACGUCAUGAUUCGAGGCCAAAUAUACCUGCAUCCGUCGCUGACCGAGGCUUUUGGUACCGUCAUUGUCGAGGCAGCCAGCUGUGGCCUCUACGUGGUCUGCACCCAGGUCGGCGGCAUUCCCGAGGUGCUGCCUUCGCACAUGACCGUCUUUGCACGGCCCGAUGAGGACGACCUGGUGGCAGCAACUGGCCGUGCGAUCGCUGCUCUUCGUUCUGGGCGCGUCCGUACCGAGCUGUUCCACGAACAGGUCAAAACCAUGUACUCAUGGAAGAACGUGGCCAUGCGUACUGAGCGCGUCUACGAUGGUAUUUCGGGGGCCAUCUCCGAGGCCGAGUUCUACGGUUAUGACGGCCCAGCAGGAGGUGGACCUGGCUUGCCGAGCUUUGCCCUAAUCGACCGUCUCAAACGUUACUAUGGAUGUGGCAUAUGGGCCGGCAAACUCUUUUGCCUUUGUGUAAUCGUCGACUACUUGAUCUUCCUAUUCCUCGAGUUCUGGUUCCCUCGAGAUCAAAUCGACAUUUGUCCCGACUGGAGCAGAUCCCAUAAAAGGAAGGCUCUGCGGGGAACCAGCCACACUAAUGGGGGUGGUGUGUCAAGGCAGAGUACAGAGAACAGAGAAUACGAUCAAGGACGCAUCAAAGCACACAUUGCCUGA
Pyricularia oryzae 70-15 is the source of this 1500-nucleotide messenger RNA. Its product is annotated as phosphatidylinositol N-acetylglucosaminyltransferase GPI3 subunit. Gene Ontology annotation, cellular component: glycosylphosphatidylinositol-N-acetylglucosaminyltransferase (GPI-GnT) complex. Bases 1 to 1500 code for a protein of 499 amino acids. The transcript has a single exon. Gene Ontology annotation, biological process: GPI anchor biosynthetic process. Gene Ontology annotation, molecular function: phosphatidylinositol N-acetylglucosaminyltransferase activity. The record is from RefSeq and is a predicted model, not a curated record. Lineage: Eukaryota; Fungi; Ascomycota; Sordariomycetes; Magnaporthales; Pyriculariaceae.